GGUGGAGUAGGAAGCCAACAUGGCGGACGGAGCACCGUGAGACAGACGCCGAGCAGGAGAGCUGUCACCGCCGCCGCUGCCCUCGACAGCGCUCGGUGUGGAAUUGGAGAGGAAGAAAAAAAGAAGAAGAGGAAGAAGGAGAAAAGAGUCGAUGUAAGCUCAGCGAAGAAGAAGAAGAACUUUCUAGAAAACUUUUUCCCCCAGGAAAUAGUUUUUCUUUUUUCUGCGGAAAGAAUGGUUGUUGGAAUGUGGUGAAGACCCUGGAAGUAUUUUUUUUCUUUUUAACCGGGGACAAAAGCAGGGGCAGCGGCAGGAGAAGGUUGUUGCCCGCUUAGAACGACUCUUCACCGGCCUGCGGGCGAUCAUCAUGCCGCGGCUGAGCGGCGGCAGGCGGAGGCAGAGCUCAGAGCUGCCGCUGCCCGCGGGCUGGGAGGAAGCCCGGGACUACGACGGCCGGGUGUUUUACAUCGAUCACAACACCCGGCAAACUUCGUGGAUUGACCCAAGAGAUCGAAUCACUAAACCACUGACAUUUGCUGACUGCGUUGGAGACGAGCUGCCUCUGGGCUGGGAGGAAGUGUACGAUCAACAAGUGGGCAUUUACUACAUCGACCACAUCAACAAGACCACCCAGAUUGAGAAUCCUCGAACUCAAUGGCGGCAGGAACAGGAGCGCAUGUUGAAGGAGUACCUGGUGGUGGCUCAGGAGGCUCUGGAAGCCAAGAAGGAGAUGUACCUGGUGAAGCAGCAGCGUCUGGAGCUGGCCCAGCAGGAAAUGCUGCUGUUCCACCAGCUGUCUGAAGACAGUUGCUCCAUCAGCAGCAAUCUUUCUGGAUCUUCCUCCUCAAAUGCCAAAUAUGACCCUGACCAAAUCAAAGUGGAGGUGGCCUGCAGACGUGAGCGGCUGUGCAGACUGAAGACAGAGCUGCUGCAGGUCAAACAGGAGCUGCACUUCAAGGAGAUGGGAGUGGAGACGCUGCAGGAGAUCGACAGGAAGAUGUCAUGUAGUCGGACAAACUAUAAGUUGGACGAAGCUCAGGCUAUUGUUACUGAGCUGCGAAACAUCAAGAAGUCCAUCAGCUGUGGAGAAAAGGAAAGGCAGGACCUCAUCCAGAGUCUGGCCCAGCUGACGCUCAACUUCCACGACUCUUCCUUUUCCACUGCUUUGGCUUCUGACACAGUGGUGAAGAGCGCCUCCAGUGUUGGGACCGAGUUCUCUGACACCGGCUGUCAGACGGACAUGACAGCUGAGGAUUCCUCUCCACUAGUCGACAAAGUCAAACUGAACUGGCAGCACGAGGAGGCUAAGAAAAGGGUGCAGACCAUUCAGCACCAAUUGGCUCAACUGGACUCUGAGAGCUGGUCUGGGCGGGUUGAGGCAGAUCGGGACCAGGACCUGAUGCAGCUGUUGCGUGAGAAGGAGGCAUUGCUGCAAGAAAUAAUCGUGGUCAGCAGGAGGCAGCAGAGUCCUGAAAUAUUGCUGCAACUGGAGGAGGAGCGAAGCAGGCUGGAGGAGGAGCUUCAGCGGGCACAAAGCUGCCAGAGUCAGGAAGCCAAUCACAGGAUCCUGCAGCAGGAGAAGAGGAGUGCUCUGCUUAGACAGUUGGAAGAAGCAACACGCAUCGCCACAUAUCUGCGCUCACAGCUGAAGAGUCUCUCAGCCAGUUCUCUGACCGUGUCCUCCAGCAGCAGUCUGGGUUCUCUCGCCUCCAGCCGUGGUUCUCUGGCGUCCAGCAGAGGUUCCCUCAGCUCUGUUAGCUUCAGUGACAUCUACGGAUUCCCUCAGUUUGAGCGUCAGGAGGGUACGGGGGAUCAGCCAGAGACCUACUCCAGGUACCUGCCCCCCCCAGAGGCUGUGUUCAGAGAUACAGACCCACUGAGCCAGACUAAAAUCAAACAGUCUCAAGACACGCCUCAGUCUUUGACCUCGUUGUCGUCACGGUCGUCGUUGUCAUCACUCUCCCCGCCCAGUUCUCCCAUGGACACGUCCCAUCACUCCAUUCCACAGGACUGCUGUUUGACUCAAAUGACGGAGGAGUAUGUGGAGAGGACGGGGCGAGGUCUGGUGGAGGUUCUGAGAACCCCCACCUGGCUCCACACAUCCACGUUGAGCCCAGAGGACACGGUUAGCCCCAACUUAACCGCUGUGCAACAGCUGGACAACAAGAGUUUGAGAGACGCCAUCGCUCAAGGGACAUCGACCUCCACAGGUGUGACUCUGAGAGAAAACAGUACCACCUGCAGGAUGAGGAGAGUCUCUACGGGCGUCUGUGAGGAAGCCCUGGCCACAGACAGUGGAGUGUUUGAGUCAUGGAGCAGAAGAACAGAAGAUGAGGAGACAGCAGGUAGUGCAGAAUUCCUGAGCACCAGUGAGGACGUGCACAUCCAGCUGGGACUGCUGUAUGAGUUCCAGUCUCAGUCCCUUCGUCUCCACCUUUUGCAGCUAAAGAACCUCCACAAGUUUCCUGUGAAGAACGGCCACAAAGUGUUUGUGAAGGUGUCUUUGCGUCCAUCUGGUUCUGAAAGCAUGUCUGGGUUCUACUGCUCCACUGCCACAGAACCACGGAGUCAAAUGAGCUUCAAUGAAGGGUUCCAUGUUCCUGUUCCGGUAGAGCAGCUAGUUCAGAGUGUUCUGCAGGUGUUAUUGUGCUGCCUGGGACCUGAGGCCCAGGAGGAGGUUCUGGGAGGCACUCAGCUUUGUCUAACAGACUGUGAUGGAAGAACAGAGAUGGUUUAUCAUUGGCUUAGCAUCCAGACGGGGGCGGAGCUUCAACCACAGGCAGAAGAUCACGACAGGCAGAGAAGAAGAACUAAGGAAGUGAGGUCACACGCCCCUCAGUUUUCAGAGGUGGAAGUACAAAGAGAAGAGAAAGCAGAAAAGUCUGAGCGGAGCUGGCAGGAGCAAGAGUCAGCAGACAGCAGCAACAGCAUCAGCAUCAGCGUUGCCUUCACAACAUCCUGUUCAGAUGGCGCGUGUGUUUCCUUUGGGGGGCACUGUGACCAGAGCAGCAGCAAAGUCAGCGUGGUUAAGGUGGAGAAGUGGACCAUGACUGAUCCACCACGACAUCGACCCAAAGAGCGAGGAAGUCGCUGGAGUUCGGGUUUUAUGAGGGGAGGUUCCAUCGUCCGGUCACAGACUUUUUCUCCAGGAGCUCGAAGUCAGUACGUCUGCAGGUUGUAUCGCAGUGACAGUGACAGCUCCACGCUACCAAAGAAAAGUCCAUUUGUGAGGAACACGUUGGAGAGAAGAACAUUGCGAUACAAGCAGCAGUCGUGCGGCUCCUCCCUCGCCGAGCAGCCCACACGGACCUCUCUAGAUCUGGAGCUGGACCUUCAGGCUUGCAGGACCCGUCAGCGGCAGCUGCUGGAGGAACUGAGCGCGCUACGAGAGCUGAAGCUGCGUCUUGAGGAACCGCGGGUCGGGGACUGCACGGAGCUGCCGACAGCACUGAGGGAUGAACGGUUCCAGAGGCUGCUGAGGGAGGCUCAAAGACAAGUAGGGGGGCUGGGGCAGUUACAGAUGGGCCAGCACUCCUCCACCUCCUGCAGCCCUGACACAGCAGCUCUUUAUCUCCAGGCAGGUCAAAGCCAACAGGAGCAGCAUCAGGAGGAGGCACUGGAGCGCAGGAUGAGGAAACUGUCCAAAGAAGUUCUGCAGAUGAGGGGGACAAGUCAGAAAGAACCGCUACCGGUCCAGACCUUUAGACAGAAGAUGGCGUUCUUUACCAGACCUAAAUUUAACAUCCCUCCACUACCAGCCGAUGACGUCUGAUACAUUUCCUCCGGGAAACAUGAAGUAUUUUAUUUUUUUGAGUUGAUGAAGAAAAGCAGCAGAGGGCGCUCACAUGGUCACACACAUCCUAACAUUACUUUCUGCCGAGGAGGUGGAGUCAAAAUGAGAAUGGAAUUAUUUGACUUUUCCUUGGAAGAAAAGUGAAAAGCAGAAAAAAACAUUUUUGUUUUUGCUCUGCUUUUUAUUUUGUAGCUUUUGGAACAAACAGCACUUCAGUGUUUUUACAUCAAACUACUUUUUAAAAAUAUUUACAACAAAUGUCACUUUGUAAUCUACUUUGUUACUUUUCCUAAUAAAAUUAAUAUUAUUCCAUGUAUAUUUCCAAAUAUAGAUGAAAAAAAUGAUUUCAGUUUCUGUCGUGUGAAGAUAAAGAUCACCAAAACUAAA
Cynoglossus semilaevis (tongue sole) is the source of this 4180-nucleotide messenger RNA. It is a transcript of the gene wwc3, whose product is annotated as WWC family member 3. The coding region runs from base 368 to 3772 and encodes 1134 amino acids. NCBI's taxonomy places the organism in Eukaryota, Metazoa, Chordata, Actinopteri, Pleuronectiformes, Cynoglossidae. The record is from RefSeq and is a predicted model, not a curated record. Gene Ontology annotation, cellular component: cytoplasm. The transcript has 22 exons. Gene Ontology annotation, molecular function: kinase binding; molecular adaptor activity. Gene Ontology annotation, biological process: negative regulation of organ growth; cell migration; regulation of hippo signaling.